AUACCUCCAUUAUAACUUUGUUGCGGCCGUCCUAAACGAUUUGUUUGGCAUUCAAGCUAGGGGUGGCUGCGCUUGUGCUGGACCGUAUGCGGAAACCAUUCUCGGUCUCAGUGCUGAAAACGCCACCAAGUUCGAAGAAGCUGUCGGUAG
Perkinsus marinus ATCC 50983 is the source of this 150-nucleotide messenger RNA. RefSeq lists its product as hypothetical. The transcript has a single exon. Lineage: Eukaryota; Perkinsozoa; Perkinsida; Perkinsidae. The record is from RefSeq and is a predicted model, not a curated record. The annotation marks the transcript as partial.